Molecule: messenger RNA, 1383 nt
Organism: Desarmillaria tabescens
Lineage: Eukaryota; Fungi; Basidiomycota; Agaricomycetes; Agaricales; Physalacriaceae
Exons: 3
Coding region: 331-1245 (304 amino acids)
Source: RefSeq, a predicted model, not a curated record
CACCAUCUGUACCGUCGUCUCACGAAUACCGAGCUGGUUCCUUGCACAUCUGUGUGAACGAGUUCUUCAGUGUAGCUCCGUGGCUACGAGCUUCCAGGCGACCGUAGCGCUCUCAAAACAUGCUCUCUAGUUUCCCAUGUUCUACGACCUCGCGCUCAAGCCCAUCUCUUCCGCGAAAUCUCUCUAGAAAAUCCCAAUUGGUGCAAAAAGUUUCACCACAUUGCGUCGACAUCUCCUUCUCUUCCCUUUGUCGUCCGUUCGCUGCGUCUAGUCACAUUCCCCCGCCAAUGGGUUAACGAGGAACCGACCUUACCCCUUGUUCUUAAACGCAUGGUAAACCUCAGGCACCUGCAAUUGUUCUUUGUCGAGUGGCAAUCAUUGCCUUCCUUAGAAUCGGCCUUGCAUUCACUGCGGAAUCUCACAGCGCUCACCCUCAGUAACGUCUUUUUCGAGAACUGCCUCGCUUUCUUCGCAAUGGUCGGACUUACUCCUAGCAUGAGGCAGUUGACCCUUCGCGGCGUGUUUUUUAAAGGACUGCCGUUACCCAAUGAUACGUUACCCUCGAACACGCAGCGAGUGUAUCUCAAUACAUUGCGUGUCGUGAGCACACAGUAUUCCGAAGACGCGUCAAGGAACAUCUUGAUAUCCUUCCUUCAUCCCUCAUCACCGAUAUCUUUGGCAGAGCUGAAGGACUUCCAAAUCACCCCCUUCUUAACAAGCGACAUCGAAACUGUGAGGGCCGUCCUGUCCGCGAGCAUGGACUCGCUCACCCAUCUGUCCCUGGAUGCUUUCGUACAGUCGCAUGUUGUUGACGAAUUUACCACAAUCUGCGAGCCGCUCCAUGUCCAUCAUAUUCCUUCUAUAUCGCUGGAAUUCUGCGAUAAGGUCUCGAUUCAGAAGCAGUUAAAGUGGUGGACGGAAAGCUUCAAUAUGCAUGCCGAGGAUUAUUCCCUUCGGGUCAUCAGUAUGACCAUUCGUCUCGACGAAAUUUCGUCAAUCGAGUCACCUGCGUUUACCGAUGUGACCAUAUGGGAAGCCUUGGAUGCUGCUCUGACGCGUCGUGAGAUGGCUGGCCUGCAGGGCGUAGAGUUCAUUUUUGACAUCGGUCCUGCGAGUAACAGGAAGGCCCUCGCACGCGAUCUGGACAAUUUCUUCCCUACGGCAUGCAAAGGCCUUCACAGCAAAAAUCUUCUUCGGUUUAGAAUACGAGAUAUAUUCCAACGACUCGUUGCAAAAAGCUCGUAAACGUGGAUCUUCACAACACCUCAUUGCAUAUUAGAUACAGCAGUGCGCUCUGAGGGCUGGAUCGUUCAAUGAACCAUCAUGAUUGGUGGCUUCUACAACAUCUUAUAGACUGACUAUUUAAUUUGCUUCAGUAUACUG